Messenger RNA from Orcinus orca (killer whale), 6124 nucleotides. RefSeq names its product mohawk homeobox (gene MKX). Gene Ontology annotation, biological process: cell development; muscle organ development; regulation of transcription by RNA polymerase II. Lineage: Eukaryota; Metazoa; Chordata; Mammalia; Artiodactyla; Delphinidae. Gene Ontology annotation, cellular component: nucleus. Bases 216 to 1274 code for a protein of 352 amino acids. Gene Ontology annotation, molecular function: RNA polymerase II cis-regulatory region sequence-specific DNA binding; DNA-binding transcription factor activity, RNA polymerase II-specific. The transcript is spliced from 6 exons. The record is from RefSeq and is a predicted model, not a curated record.
GUUCCCGCGUUCAGGUGCGGCGGCGCCGCUCCUCCCCUGGGCUCCACAGCCCCGCGCCGCGGCCAGGUUCGGGGCUCGGGACGCUCAGGAGGGUGAGCGCUCUCGGCGAGUAAUAUACUGCAUUUUGAUUUUCUAGAACCCGAGCCCUGCGGAGCUCCCGGCGGCCCGGCCCCAAGGCGCUGCGGCCGCGCCGCGCGGCCCUGUCUGCGCGCGCCAUGAACACCAUCGUCUUCAACAAGCUCAGCGGCGCCGUGCUUUUUGAGGACCGCGGGGCUCCGGAGCGGGAGCGGGGCGGCAGGCCCUACGGCGGCGUCCUGGACAGUACGCACGCUCGCCCCGAGGUGGGCAUUACGGACGGCGCGCCCCUCAAGGACAACCUGGGCCUGAGACACCGGAGGACCGGGGCCCGGCAGAAUGGCGGGAAGGUGAGGCACAAGCGGCAGGCCCUGCAGGACAUGGCGCGGCCCCUCAAGCAGUGGCUGUACAAGCACCGCGACAAUCCGUACCCCACCAAGACGGAGAAGAUUCUCCUGGCGCUCGGCUCGCAGAUGACGCUAGUGCAGGUGUCAAAUUGGUUUGCUAAUGCAAGACGUCGGCUUAAGAAUACUGUUCGACAGCCAGAUUUAAGCUGGGCCUUAAGAAUAAAGUUGUACAAUAAGUAUGUUCAAGGAAACGCUGAGCGGCUGAGUGUAAGCAGUGAUGACUCAUGUUCUGAAGAUGGAGAAAAUCCUCCACGAAACCACAUGAAUGAAGAAGGCUAUAAUAAUCCAGUUCACCAUCCUGUGAUUAAAAGUGAGAGCUCAGUCAUAAAAGCUGGAGUGAGGCCAGAGUCACGGGCCAAUGAGGACUACGUAUCGCCCCCAAAAUACAAGAGCAGCUUGUUGAAUCGUUACCUUAACGACUCUUUGAGACACGUCAUGGUCACAAAUGCUGCCAUGAUGGGAAAGACAAGGCAGAGAAACCAUUCAGGAUCUUUUAGUUCCAAUGAAUUUGAGGAGGAAUUGGUAUCUCCCUCAUCGUCAGAAACCGAAGGCAAUUUCGUCUAUCGCACAGACACUCUGGAAAAUAGAUCCAGUAAGGGUGACAGUGCAGCUAAUAGAAAGGGACCAAGCAAGGACGACACGUACUGGAAGGAGAUCAAUGCAGCCAUGGCCUUAACAAAUCUCGCACAGGGAAAAGACAAGCUGCAGGGGACCACCAGCUGCAUUAUCCAGAAGUCGUCCCACAUUGCAGAAGUGAAGACGGUCAAAGUGCCCCUGGUUCAGCAGUUUUAAGAGUUUGUCACCUUUCAGAUCGAUGGCUGUUCUUCACAUCAGUGUUUUUUCAUAAACCCUCAUCCUAGGGGCUGGAGCAGCAGUGAAGAUGACUCCUUUUCAAGCCUCUUCCUAUUUUUAAUCGUCCUAAAUAUAUCAUUUAGUUGCUUCUAUAAAAGACGUAUAAAUUAUAAGACCUCACUUUAAUCAAAAAUAUUAACUUAUUUUAUGUUACUCCAAGUAUGCAUAAAAUGUCUGCAUUGCUAUUACAGUAAGUGCCUUGCUUUCCCGAAAAUAAGCUGCAACGUGGGCAUAGUAGAGCAGCUGUGCCUCAAAAUGACAACACCACAAUGCUCAUGAGACUGUGAGUGCCAUUCCAGAUGGACCUACCCACGCCAGGACUCAAACCAUAAUUGCUGAAAGCCCUUGAAAUGUAUUCACUAAUUCACAUGUUAAAACUUGGAAAUCUGUUCAGCCCAAAUGAAGUGUUCCUUUAAAAAAAAAAAUUCUGAAGUAUUUAAAAUUGUUCAGUGUGCUUUGCCGAGGGACAGUGAGAAUUUUAUGCACGUAUCUUGCCUGCAUAUCUGGUUGGUUACAAACUUCCAAAAUAAAAGGUUCAGGGAUCACAUAAUGUGUACAUUCAAGAAAAAUGGCAAUGAACGUGAUCAGAAAAGAAGUUUUUAAGCACUGCUGGAAAACACCACAAUGCUCUUCAGAAUUGAUUUGGAUUUUCUUUUUCUCAAGUUUUGCCGAAGUUUUCAAAAAGUUUAUUAUCUAAAUAACUCGAAAUGUUCCCGUGUAAAACUAAAACUAUAGUUUAGGUUUAAAAACAUAAUCCUGUUUGCGUUAGAGUUCAGUGUUUUUUGUAAUGGAAACUGUUUUUCAUAUGGAAUAGCUAAAAACCUCUUAUUUGGUCCAUUUCAAAUUACAGUUGCUGAUGGACAACUUAUAUUGCAUUGAGAACAAGGUAAUAAAAGAAAUGUAUCUCGAUGUGAAUAUACAUACACACACAAAAUUGAUUUUUAAAUUUAAAACAUAUGGGAAACAAAACAUUGAACAGUCUCUGACUUUUGCCAAAUAGGACAUUAAGGUGAAAUCAUGUAUUAAAAGAAAGAACAUUUUGUUUCUAAAUUAGACUAUCAUGGAGUGAGAAUAAUCAAUAUCAAGAAAGAUCUUUUUCAAUCAAACGUUAAUAUUCUAAUCAGCUUGGGGAGGCUUGAAAUUUGAAUAAACCGUAGGGAUGCCAAAUAUAACAGAAUAUUUGUGCUCAGAGAAGUAAAAAGGAUUUGUCUCUUUUAUGGCGGGAUGUUUUUUCUGAGUAUGUAACCUAUUUUAUAAAUUUUUUUUGAAACUGGAAAGCGUUUUUGUGAGUGUGAAUGACAGCCAACAGUGCAGCCACGUGGUGACAUUUUUCUUUAUUUUGCAAAAUGCUUUUAAACCAGAGGCUGCUCUAGUUGAUACAUGGACAGUAUCAGUCUUGAUACACAUUGUAGGACACUUUUUCAUGUAACAUAACAUUUGGGGAUUGGGUUUAUUUAGUGUAAUGAAAAUAAUUUGAUAUUAAGAUAUUUUGUACAUAUAUAUAUUUUUACUUUGUUUUCUAAAUUGCUGUUUGCAGUAAGAGUAAGUGCAAAGCAAGAUAUGUAAGUUAUGACUGUAUGAUCAGAUGAAGUAUGAGUUCUUCUGGUUUACAAGAUCCUUAAAUAGUUACAGAUCCAUGAUAAAACUUUGGAAUCUUUAUAAAACAAUUUUUCGAAAAUGUGAUCAUGUCAGUGAAAACUAAGGACAAGUACUUCACUCUUUUUCAUACUAUUAUAAGUUAUUCUGGUAUUAAAUAUUUUAAUAAAAUUGUUUUUGUUUUUACAUAUUUCAGUUAGAUGAAUGGAUGCUGGUUGUUUUUUAAUUUGAAUUAGUCAUAAUUCAUUUUUACCAUCUUUUCAAAAAGAAUCAACAGAUUUGUUCUAUGUUAUAAACCAUGGAUGACAAGCCAGUAUAGGACAGCUCUUCACAUGAUUUUCUUUAAAUACCAAAGCUUGGAGUCUGGCCUAUAAACACAUCAAGGCGAUUUGACAAUUAGCACAUCCUGGCAUAAUAGCUCCAAUUGCAAUUACUUUUACUUUACUUUUGCUGCUUUCACAUUUUCUGGAAAUCAAAGUCCCCCCGACCUUUAAAAGCAUCUUCAACAAUGCUGAGUCAGCUGCUGAGACUCUAACUCAUAAUUUAUGUUGUAGAGAAAUAGAAUUACCUCUAUUCUUUGUUUUGCCAUAUGUAAUCAUUUUAAUAAAUUUAAUAACUGCCAGGAGUUCUUGACAGAUUUAAAAUAAAAGUUAAUUUCUAGACCUCAAUGAUCAUAUGAAUUUUGUUUUCCUUUGAGAGCUGACCAGGUGGAGAGGGCAGUAGAACACAAGGGUCCAUUAUAUGCCAUAAUUCUCCUUAGGUUGGUCAGGGAUAUGAUAUCGGGGCACUGCAUUUGUAUUAGGGUUGAAUUUCAUCACCUUAGACCACCAACCCACCCUUUAAGAGCCGAGGAAAAGUAGGAUGCUAACGGUUAAAAUACAUAACUUUAGAAUGAAGAUUUUCAUUAAAAACCUUCCAGUAGCUAAUACAAUACGCAUUAUUACUGGGUGCUGUGCACUGGAGAGAACCUUGGCUUUGAGGCUAAGCAGAUGUACGUUUGCAUCCCAGCUCUGCCACUCACUACUGUAGGGUCCAGACUCAGUCACUCUCAGCUUCAGUUUCUUCACCUGCAAAGUGAGAGUAAUGAGUUAUACCCUGUAGACUUUGCUGCAGGGUUCAGAGAUAAUAUACAAUAUAUAAAGUGCCUACCACAGUGCUUGGCAUUUAAUAGGUGCCCAAUAAAUGGAAGGUAUUAUCACAUAAUUUUAAUUCCCUUAUAUAGGGUUUAUGUGCAAGAAAGUAGAAAUAUAAAUGGAAUAUGAGAUGUGGGUAGUUUAAUAAAGAGCCUUGAGAAAGGAAAGCUGUCUGAUGUGAAAGAUUGCAGUGAAAUGGUAAAAGUUGGUAUCAGAAUUAGAACGUCAAGAAAGAUCAUUUCAUUGUCAUUAGUCUGAAACUCCUGGAGAAAAGCUUGAAGUAGAACAAAGGUAGGGAAGAACAGACGUGCCCGCAGAAGACGCAGCAUGUGCGAUGCCUUCGUUCCGAACAGCAAGAACUGCUUUCCCCUCUUUUUGUCCUGCUUGAUCCUGUUCAGGAUGACUAAGAACUCAAGCUGCUGUCUGUACUCUGCCUGCUCCAAGUAGCAAUGUUUAGCAAACAGUGGCAACGGCCGUGGUCUGCUUUUAAACUCAUCCAGCUCGAAGGCAUCACAUCGUGCAAAUAAACACAGAAAAUAAGAGCAAGCGCGCAGACUCUUGCGUCUGGGGCCGCUUAGGUCGGCCACGCCCUGGAAGGCAGUGCGGGGUGGCGUAGAGCUUGGGCCCGCGCAGCCUGGCUGGGCCUCUUCACUUCUGAGUGACUUUGGGGAGUAAGCAUAAGGCUUCUGUACCCAGUGUUUGCAUCUAUAAAAUUUGAUCUAUGAAAUUUACCUACUCCAAAGGUCUGUUAUGAGGAUGAAGUAAGACAGUGGAUAGAAAAGUGCUUUGCCAACUGCAUGGUACUGUACAACUGUUAACGAUUAUUAAUGAGUUCCAGAUGACUCGGAAAGGCCUAAUAUCCCAUAAUUUUUGGCAGAAUAAAUUGUGGUUUCCGUGACGCAUAGAGGACCCCUAGAUUUUGAAGACUUGUUAUGUGCCCCCACCUUUGGGCCUUCUUGAGUACAGAGUCUUUUGGUCCUGCGCUUCUUCAUAACAGUUAUGAUCAGAAUUAGGUCAUUGAUUGUCACACUGCAGGGACAGAGUCCUGACUUCACCGCUUCCUAGCUUUGAGACCCAUCCUAGAGACGAACUAAAAAUUUGGUUUGGUUGGUGUGUGCAUUGGCCAUAAUGAACUUUUUUUUAAGGUGAGAAAAACAGAUUUCUGAGUUUGGAAAAACAAGCUGAUGUGUUGUUACAUCUUUACACAGAUGACUCCAUGGAAAUUCAUCCCAUGUAAAGAUUGUCUCAGUAAGUCUUCUGAAACAAAUCUCAGCCCAAGUUUCCAGUUUCUGGAAACCUGAUCUGCAGUGAGCCUGAUUCAUGACUUCUAAAGAAAACUUUUUAAUUCAUGUUUUAAAACAUUAUAAAUGUAGCUUGUGCUAGUUGUAGAGACACUGAAGCAGUACAGAGGGACACAGAUAAAAAGCCCCAUGCCCUAUCUCUCCACGAUCCCAAUCCCACGUCCCAAAGAUAACCAUGGUUCACAACGUCUUGUGUAUGCUUCCAGAAACUCUAUGUACAUACAACCUUGUGCUUUUUCAUCUUGUACUUGGUACUAUAUUCCUACUGCUGUGCAACAUUUUUUACACUCCAUCCUAUGUGUGUGUACAUAUACAGUAUAUAUACAUAUAUACUAUAUGUAGCUUUCCUUAUUUUAAAUGAUUGCAUAGGAUUUUGGUUCAGGUUAUUAAAUGUAUCCAACAAAUACCCCUAUGGACUUAAGAGUUAUUUCCAAUUUUUACUUAUUACAAACUAGUGCUAUUCAAAGUGCUGUUUCACAUCGAGAUAAGGAGCUUUCGUCCAAAUACAAAUCAAUAUACUGUUUUCUUAAUCAAGAAAUUCUUUCUAUGAGAAAAGAUUGUCACCUGAACUCACAGUGCUCCUAGAAGUAUAGCUGAAUUACAUCCUGGCCCCUGAUCUCCCAGCAGACCAAUAACAAGCCAUCUGUAGAUUAUCACUGCUGUGCAGACCGUGUUUCAGUAGCACUGUUAUAAAUACUGAUGCAGUGAACCUUCUUGUGUGUAUAUGUCUUCAGCCACUUAUAUGUCUGUGGAAGUAAUG